Molecule: messenger RNA, 2940 nt
Organism: Pangasianodon hypophthalmus (striped catfish)
Lineage: Eukaryota; Metazoa; Chordata; Actinopteri; Siluriformes; Pangasiidae
Gene: prph2b
Product: peripherin 2b (retinal degeneration, slow)
Exons: 3
Coding region: 966-1994 (342 amino acids)
Biological process (GO): visual perception
Cellular component (GO): membrane
Source: RefSeq, a predicted model, not a curated record
CAGAGCUGUGUUUUAGUGUCUAGUAUUUUUAUUUUAUUUUAUAUAAGUGUGCAGAUUUUUGCUGAAUAGGUCUUCCUUGAAAAGCAAGUAAAUAGAACUGUUUUCAUUAAAAAAGGGAAAUGUGACUAGACCUGCUGUACAUACUUGCAUUCACCUGGCUGUACUUGUACAUGACAGAUAAACAGUAACACUGCAUAUGAACUGAGAUGUGACUGUAGGCAGGGUCCUCUGAGAAUGACAGCCAAUAGAUGCCAUGUAACCAUCACUACGUUUAAUAAAGGAUUCUAAGACAGUUCUGCGUGAGCUGAUCCUAUUCUAUUGACGAUGUCUACAUCACAAAAGUAUUUCAACAUUUUGACACAUUUCCCUCUGCAUUUUCCUGGAAUGCGCUGUGUUCAUGGGAUUUCUGCUCAUUUUGUUUUCAGACCACCUAUCUACAUCAUGCUGUAUGUACAUGAUGGAGGAUGCAAUAGGCUAAGGUUCCUCAGAGUAACUCUCCUCCCACUGCGCUGUUUAGCAGGAGAAACUAAAGCAACUAACCAAUUACACAGAAAGAUGAGGGAUUACAACCCAAGGUUCAUCUCCUGAAAAUGAGAUCAAGGCUGAUUAGAAGGGUUUAGCAUGACGUAGAGCAACACACUGCUUCAAUCACUUGAUGCCUCAACUGGUCACCUCUUUUUUUCAGGAAGAGGAACUGUUACAUUUUGGUCAAUUUUAUGCAAAAUUUGGUCCUUGGUAGAGAUCUCUACUUGCUGACACUAUGGAUCUCCAUGAGUUCUGGGUGGUCAGAAUGAAGAUGAAGAGGGGAAUUAUUGGCAUGGCAUCUGUGGUAGCACCAUUCUGGAAUAGAAAACAAAACUAAGCUGGUGAAGUGCAAUUUUUUUUGAAAACAUUUUUGAUAGUGAGAACACGUAAUCUUCCACUAAAGACUGAAUAUUUGACAGAUAACAAAUCAAGAAAAAAACAUGGCUUUGAUGGUUAUAAAAUUUGACUUGGCCAAGCGAAUCAAACUGGCCCAGGGACUGUGGCUCCUGUACUGGCUCGCGGUUAUGGGUGGGAUCCUCAUCUUCAGCAUGGGGCUUUUCUUCAAGAUUGAACUUCGCAAAAGGAGUGAGAUGAUGGACAAUAAUGAGAGUCAUUUUGUACCCAACCUGCUCAUCCUGGUAGGCCUUGCUGCCUGCGGCAUCAAUGUUUUCGGUGGCAAAGUGUGCCAUGACUCACUUGAUUCAGCCAAGUUUUCCAAGUGGAAGCCCAUGGUGAAGAAUUACCUGUGCGGAUGCUUUGCCUUCUCCAUCAUCCUCUUCAUCAUAGCUCUGCUUUGCUUCCUGAUGCAGAUCUCUCUACAUUUUGCCCUGGCUGAAGGUCUAAAAAAUGGGAUGAAAUAUUACAAAGACACAGACACCCCAGGACGGUGCUUCAUGAAGAGGACGCUGGACAUGACCCAGAUUGAGUUCCGUUGCUGUGGCAACAACAACUUUAGGGACUGGUUUGAGAUCCAGUGGGUUAGCAACCGCUACCUGGACUUCAGCAAUGAUGAGGUCAAAGAUCGUAUCACAAGCAACGUAGAAGGUAAAUACCUUAUGGACAGCGUUCCCUUUAGCUGUUGCAACCCUGGUUCUCCACGGCCCUGCAUCCAGCACCAUCUGACCAAUAACUCGGCUCACUAUGACUACGACCAUCACACCGAAGAACUAAACAUCUGGACUCGAGGCUGCCGUGAAGCCCUGGUCUCCUACUAUGGGGGGAUGAUGAACAGCAUUGGGGCUUUUGUGCUGCUAGUCAUGGUCUUGCAGGCUGCAGAUAUGGUGGGACUGAAAUACCUGACAACCUCUUUGGAGACCCUGACAAACCCAGAGAACCCCGAGAGUGAGAGUGAAGGUUGGCUGCUGGAAAAGAGUGUGAAAGAGACUGUAUCUGAGGUCCUGCAGAAGAUAACAUCACUUGGCAAAAAGAACCAGGUGGAGGGGGCUGAGGCUGCUGCCAGUGCCAGCUGAGCAGCUCACACACACACAAACACACACCUGGGACUGAAACCAUCCUAUAAGCAGAAUCAAAGAUUCUACAAACAAAUUCCUACAAACAUUGACACGCAUUCACUUAAGCACUCGUAAAUAUAUUGUACUGAUGGGUUGUACAACCAGAAGUGAACAAAAGUAACAGAUCCUUAAUGAACCUUUAAAUGCAUUGAGCACUAACUGAAAAAAUGUAAAUGUGAAUGUUCAUAUUGACAUGUAAAUAUGAAUUUAAAUAACAUAAAAUGGAGUUUAAUUUUAAAAAGAUGUAUAUUUGUUGUGGGAAAAAAAUGAAGGUCAGAGAAUAUUUAGGCUAAAUAUUUAUGUUGUCUCUUGCCCCCAGACAAUCAGGGUUCAGGAAGGGCCAAAAACAUAGUGGUGAUGACCCUCACAUGACCUUGUCCAAAUCCAAAGGGCUAACACCAUUAAGGCACAUAUCCUUUUGACCUUUUAUUGCAUUAUUAUAAUAUAAUAAUUUUUUUGGGGGGGGGCCUUUCAAAAGCUAGUGAAGUAAAUAUGGCCUCUGACUGGUGUCCAGGUUUUUCUCAAACACUGCUGUUUGAGUAAAUGUGCAACACUAGCACAGCUUGACAAUUUAAAUCAGGAUCAUGAUGAAAUUAAUUAAUUAUAAAGGAAUGAAUGAUGCAGCAUUCCCAUCAGUGUGUGAUCCUCUUGGGAUAAGUAUCUCAACGAGGUAUAGAAGUAAAUGACAUAUCUGAGAUCUGAGCUAGACUUUGAGGAAGGUGAAAAACCUUUUUUUCUUUUUUUUUUUUUUACAUGAUUUCGAUAGUUAAAAAUUUAAAGCAGAAUAUUUGACAGCUUACUCUUUGGUCAAAUCAUUACCAGUUGUGUUUAUGUUGUAUUUCGUGUGACCACAUUUGUAAUUUGGACUUUUUUGUGCAUUUGAACUUUUCACUGUACAGUCUUA